GCUAACGCUGACGUCGACUUGUGUAGCAAAAUGGCGGCGUUUACAGCAGUAGGGCAGGCGGACCGGUUCGGUUCUUUAUUAUCUAAAAAGCGAACCGGAAUGAAGAGGACAAGAUACUGGACGCUUUUGGACUGCAGUGUCCUCGUGUUGCUUUCGUUGGCCUCCAUGCUGCACGGCGCUAUGGCUGACGGGAAAACGCUGGUGCUACUGGACAACCUCAACAUCAAAGACACCCAUUCAAUCUUCUUCCGCAGUCUGGCAGAUCGUGGAUUUGACCUGGCAUUCAAGACUGCUGAUGACCCCUCUCUGUCCUUGAUCAAAUAUGGGCAAUUCCUCUACGACCACCUAAUAAUCUUCGCACCGUCAGUUGAAGACUUUGGUGGAAAUAUAAACUUGGAGACAAUAACAUCCUUCAUUGAUGGUGGAGGCAACGUCCUGAUCGCUGCAAGUUCAGAUAUUGGGGACCCUCUGAGGGAGCUGGGUAGUGAGUGUGGCAUUGAGUUUGAUGAGGAAAAAACGGCUGUUAUUGAUCACCACAACUAUGAUGUUUCUGAUCCUGGAGAGCACACCCUGAUUGUUGCCGACCCAGAGAACCUACUCAAAGCUGCCACGAUUGUUGGCAAACCAACCAGCAAGCCUGUUCUAUUUAAGGGUGUUGGCAUGGUUGCUGACCCAGACAACCCACUCGUCCUCGACAUUCUCACUGGUUCUUCAACUUCUUACUCCUAUUUCCCCGACAGACCCAUUUCUCAGUACCCCCAUGCUGUGGGGAAGAACACACUGCUGAUCGCCGGGCUGCAGGCCAGAAACAAUGCCAGAGUGGUUUUCAGCGGCUCCCUGGACUUCUUCAGCGACGCCUUCUUCAACUCUGCAGUGCAGAAAGCAAGACCAGGCUCUCAAAGGCACGAGCAAACGGGGAACUUGGAGCUGGCUGUGUCUCUGUCCCGCUGGGUGUUUAAGGAGGCGGGAGUGCUUAGAGUGGGAGCCGUUACCCAUCAUCCUGUGGGAGAGACGGCUCCUCCUGCAGCGUACACAGUUACUGACCUUGUGGAAUACAGCAUUGUCAUCGAGAUGCUGUCCGAGGGCCGCUGGGUCCCCUUCGACGGCGACGAUAUUCAGCUCGAGUUUGUGAGGAUCGACCCCUUUGUCAGAACUUAUCUCAAGAAAAAUGGAGGUAAAUACAGCGUUCAGUUCAAGUUGCCUGACGUGUACGGAGUCUUCCAGUUCAAGGUGGACUACAACCGACUGGGAUACACACAUCUCUACUCAUCCACUCAGGUUUCAGUCCGGCCCCUGCAGCACACUCAGUACGAGCGCUUCAUUCCCUCAGCCUUCCCGUACUACGCCAGCGCCUUCUCCAUGAUGACAGGACUUUUCGUCUUCAGUGUAGUCUUCCUGCAUAUGAGAGAGAAGGAGAAGUCCGACUAAAGCAAAGACGACAAAAAGUGUGAAAUUUUAAAGUGCGAGGGGAAGAAUUGAAACUGAAGGUCCUUAUGGGUCAAAGGUGUCAUUUUGAGAUUUUGUUCAUAUUUUGUUAAGGGCAUGUGGCUGGUGUGUGUGUGUCUGACAGGGUGCUGGCUGCAAUUUAAUGCAGUAGUUUUUCUUUUUUUUUUUGUUUUAAAGAUGUAUCUUAAAAUCUCCCAGAGCCCCGUUUGUUGUGAAGUCAGUCCGCUUAUGUAUAAAAGUUGCUCCACAUUUGGCUAAAAUAUAAGAAAGAGCAGUUGCAAAUCACUUAAAUUUAAUCUACUGUCUUCUCAGAAAAUGCACUGAAAAUGCCAACAAUUUUUUUGUUUUUGAAAAAAGAUUUUUGAAAAAGCUGCAGACCUCUUUGAAAAUAAAAUAACCACAUUCCACUUGA
Molecule: messenger RNA, 1858 nt
Organism: Xiphophorus couchianus (Monterrey platyfish)
Lineage: Eukaryota; Metazoa; Chordata; Actinopteri; Cyprinodontiformes; Poeciliidae
Gene: ddost
Product: dolichyl-diphosphooligosaccharide--protein glycosyltransferase subunit (non-catalytic)
Exons: 11
Coding region: 31-1428 (465 amino acids)
Cellular component (GO): endoplasmic reticulum membrane; oligosaccharyltransferase complex
Source: RefSeq, a predicted model, not a curated record